AAACAGAACUAUCAACUAUAUUAUAAUAGUGUUUCCAUUUGGAGUUCUCAGUUCAGUAAAACGUCAGGCCGCGGUCGCCAAUUUAGUGGUAAAUUAUAGUUGUUCGCUUUUUAAUUUAGAAAAAAAAAACGCAACGCCAUUAAUAAUUUAUUGUUCUACAGUGUAAUUUACACAUACUUACUUUUGAUUGUGGAAUGGUCGCACGUGUUCAUUUUCAGUAAAAGAAAAGGCGCGCGUUACCUGCUCGUUAUCAUUGGAUUGAUAAAAAUAAAAUAAAUAUUCGCCAUCAAAAUAUUUCAAAGUCAAAUUAUACAGUAAAUAGUCAUUAAUCAAAAGCCACACAAUGGCGGAAUCGUUCAAGAUAACCGACUACGACUGUAUAGGUUUCGACUUGGAUAACACGAUUUGCGAAUAUCGAAUUGCACCGAUGAUUCAAAUGAUAUAUCAAGUAAUCACCGAAUACUUGAUAAAUAAUUUCAAUUACUCCAGUGACCAUCUGCGAAAACCCGUGGAUUAUGACUUCCUACAAAAAGGGCUGAUAUUGGAUAUCGAACGAGGCAAUAUUUUGAAGUUGAACAGUAAUGGACAGAUCGUGAAAGCGUCGCACGGCACCAGGUUCAUGCACGACCAUGAAAUUAUAUCGACUUAUGGGCCUCAAAGAAAAUGGUCAGUUACAGAUAGUUUUGUCGAAAACUUUAUGAACACAUGGAAUGGACCGCUGUCGAAAAAAAUUCGCCCCUUAUUGGAUUAUUUCGAUAUGCCAAUAUCUUUGGUUUUCGCACGUUGUAUAGAUAGUGUAGACGAUCAGGGUCCGCCCAAUACCUACGAUGUUUGGCCUCAUGUGUUCAAUGGGCUUCAUAACAUGUACUCCAGAGAAAAUUUUGCCACAAACGUAGGGGACUAUUUUUACAAAUUGAAAAAUUCUCCUUCUCUGUAUUAUAAUAAAUGUCCGGAUUACGUGUUCGAUUGGCUCAAGGAAUUAAAAAAACGGAAGAAAGUUUUCCUCAUAUCUGGCUCGCAUGUAGAUUAUGCGACUUUCAGCGCCUCGCAUUCUCUAGGACCCAACUGGCGAGAUUUGUUUGAUAUCUCUGUAUUUUUUGCCAAGAAGCCAGGGUUUUUUAGUGAUCAAAGACAGUUUUACAAUACCGAAGCACUUGCUGAGACGAAUGUAACCAACGAAAUAAGUUUUGGUAAUGUAUACAGCCAGGGUAACUGGAAUCAAUUACAUAAUCUUUUGAAAAAAGAAACUGGAAAAUCUAAUCCUAAAUGUUUGUAUGUCGGUGACAAUAUUUUGCAAGAUGUCAUAGCCCCACAACGAUUUUCUGGUCUCGAUACGAUUGCCGUGGUUGAAGAAAUGAAAAUGGACUGUAAAGAUAAGAAAUAUUGUCCUGAUACUAACAUGCUAAAGCCCAAUAAAUGGAGUUCCUAUUUUAUAGACGCUGAUAAUAGUGAAACAUCGAUUUGGUCAUCAUUUAUAAUAAACCAUGGUAAACUCUGUGUGCCAUCAAUAAAAGACUUAGCGAGCAAAAGCAUUGACUAUGAAUACCAGACGUUUAGUAAACUUAAAAAAUAUGGAGGAUUUUUUCCUUAUAUACCACAUAGUUUACAUAAAUUUUUAAAAUUAUAGAACAAUUUUUGAAAAGACUUUUAUUGUUGAAAACCGAUAAUAUAAAAUCAAAUUAUUUUGUGAUAUAUUAUGUUACAUGUACAUAUUUUUUUUAAAAAAAUAAACAUUGUUUUUUUUCAAAAUUUAAAUUGUUUAAAAAAAUUAUAUAUGUAUAAAUAUAGCUUUAAUAUUAUUCUCUAACAGUAAAUUAUAACCUAUAUUAAGCACAUACAGUAAUUAUAAUUCUUAUUUUUAAAGCGAGUAAUAGGUAAUAAAAUUGGAAACAUACAAUAUUAUAACCUGAGUAUGUAACACCAUA
Molecule: messenger RNA, 1925 nt
Organism: Adelges cooleyi (spruce gall adelgid)
Lineage: Eukaryota; Metazoa; Arthropoda; Insecta; Hemiptera; Adelgidae
Gene: Nt5a
Product: 5'-nucleotidase domain-containing protein 1
Exons: 2
Coding region: 344-1627 (427 amino acids)
Molecular function (GO): 5'-nucleotidase activity
Source: RefSeq, a predicted model, not a curated record